UCAGUUUGGGUGGCUGGGAAUUGCAGCUUCUCAAGUUGUCGUUGAAGUUGUGCCCUAAUUGGGGAAUUGGGGGAAAUUCUUCCAUAACCGCAACAAGUAUCGCUCUCAUCCAUUACAAUUAGGAACGCAAAAUUAAAUCAAUAACAAAACUCAUAAAAGAAAUUAAUUGGUGGAAAGAGAAAGAAGGGAUGAUGAGGGGUCAGAGAAAGCCGAUACACGCGAUCGCCACGUGGGUGCGGCGGCAACCGCCAAAGGUGAAGGCUUUUCUUGCCGUUGUUUCGGGCAUGGCGGCACUCGUGCUUCUCCGCUUCAUCGUUCACGAUCACGAUAACCUUUUCGUUGCUGCCGAGGCUGUCCACUCUCUUGGAAUUUCCGUUCUCAUCUAUAAACUCAUCAAAGAAAAGACUUGUGCCGGAUUAUCGCUCAAAUCCCAGGAAUUAACAGCUAUAUUUUUAGCUGUUAGGCUGUACUGCAGUUUUGUCAUGGAAUAUGAUAUACAUACCCUGCUUGAUUUGGCUACUUUGGCAACAACACUGUGGGUUAUAUACAUGAUUCGUUUUAAAUUGAAGUCUAGUUACAUGGAAGAGAAGGACAAUUUUGCAAUAUACUAUGUGGUGGUACCCUGUGCUGUGUUAGCCUUGUUUUUUCAUCCAUCAACUAUUCAUCAUUUAUUGAACAGGAUUUUCUGGGCAUUCUGUGUAUAUCUUGAAGCUGUGUCAGUACUACCUCAAUUGCGAGUCAUGCAGAACACCAAAAUUGUUGAGCCAUUCACAGCACACUAUGUGUUUGCCCUGGGUGUUGCAAGAUUCUUGAGCUGUGCUCAUUGGGUUCUUCAGGUGUUGGAUAGCCGUGGACAUUUGUUGGUUGCCUUGGGGUAUGGAUUAUGGCCAUCAAUGGUGCUUAUUUCAGAAAUAGUCCAGACUUUUAUCCUAGCAGAUUUCUGUUACUAUUAUGUCAAAAGCGUUUUUGGGGGACAACUUGUUCUCCGCCUUCCCUCUGGAGUUGUGUGAUUGAAGGUUCACUUCAGUGCAUACUUGCAUUAAGAUUAACUUAAUCAAGCAAUAUGGUCGGUUAUCAUUGCUGGUGUCCAUAUUGUGUUGACAACGUUUGGCUCCUUGGAAGAAGCUAGUUUCUUUGUAAAGUUGCAGAUGAAGGAGAGACUAGAUAUUUAUGUUUAAGGUACAGUAAUUGUAUUGUAGUUGGAAAGGCUUUACACAUAACGUGUCUAUUUGCGUAGGCUCUUGGAAGUCAGUACUUAUAGAACUACUCCACGUGCUUAAGUUCUAUUCGAUUCUUUAUAGAACUUUUCCACCUCAUCGUAUCUAAGCUGCUUUACUUGAGCCUACGAGGGAGACAUUAUAAAAUUGCUUUGAAAGGAUUAUUUUUUUCAUAUAAUAUUUAGACCGUAGCAUUUUUUAAGGUUUUUUCUUUGGCCAUGGCCAAAUUAUCAUUUGAGAGUUUAAUCUUUGUAUAAACAUGUUCCAUAGCAAUAACGGACAUUGCAUUCAAAUCUGAUUUUAGUGUUGAAAACGAGGAAGAAAUAAAGAUAAAAGAUUGUAGAAAAAUGUUUCUUAUUGAUUGAUAUGCAUCUAUUAGGGGCUAAUUAAUUACACUUAAACAUAUAUAAAGCUAUAUAUGACAAAGGAAAGUAAGGAAAUAAAAGAAAUUACAAUCGCAAUACCUAUAAAGAAUAAAUUAAUCUUUUAAUUAGGGAGUUUACAGUGGCUAUGUUGAGGCAGCUUGGUCCGCUUGGUGAGAGGUGACGGCGCAGUGAUUAUUAUUAUUUUGUGCACGUACAUGGCCAAGAGGUGGAGGUAAGCCCAAGCAACUUGCCUGACAAGGGGAGCAGAUGGGCUGGAGGUAAGCCCAAACAAAACAUUUAGCAUUUGUAUUAUUUAAAGUUAAGUAAACUUAAUCUUGAUAAAAUUAUUUUUAAAAUAUUAACUAUAGUUAAGAUGUAUAUAAAUUAAUUUGAACUACAAAAUUUUCAUUGGAAUACAUUUUUUUAUCAAAAGUACGAUAAUUUAAUUUUUCAAUUUUCAAAAUUUGAUCUGAAGCAGUCACAAGAUACAAGCCGUUGUAUAUAAUCUUUAGUCUUUCUCAACAAAAUUCCAAACACGUUAGUCGUAGUGGAGACUUUAACAUGUUUGGAUUCACAUUUAAAAGGUUGUGAAUUUUCGUUUCCUUCGAUGCUGUUAGUGUUUCUGAUGUGUUCAUAGAAAUAUUCUUGGCAGAAGGAGGCUUUUAAAUUAAGGGAUAUGAAUAUUGACAGGCCACAAAACUACGAUUGGCAGUAAGUGGCAAGUUUAGAUCCCAAACAAAUUUCGGCAACCAUGAACAAGGACGUUUCAAUCUUUCAUCAUUAUUUUAAAACUUCAGACAAUAAUUAACCACAAUGUUUUAUGCGGUUUACUAAAGGAUGUCAUUGUAAAUGUUUCUUUGCCAGAUAAAUUAUACGGCCUGGCACAGCCAGAACAGUACAAAAGAGAGAUAGUGUACAAGUUUCUAUUUUUGCUUAAAUCCCACAAAUUCCCAAUAAAUAAUGGUAGUGUACAAUUGAAGCACACCGUGCACCAUUGCAUAUAACAAAACUCGAAAGGUGGAAUUGGGCUUUCAGAGUUCAGAUAUGCACUUUCCAUUCAUAAAAUUAACAACUUGUUCGACAGCCACAUCAAGUGCAGCAGUUACAGCUGCUAAAUUCUGCAGGAAUUCUUCUGCAGUUGGUUUGUCACCAUCAAUGAUAUCAGUCACAGCUUUUACAAAAAUUACAGGUACUUUCAGUAGGUCAGCAACAUAAGCAACGGCUGCUCCCUGGAGAAAAAGUUGAAAUGGAUAGUUAAGCCCAUAUUCGACAUAGGAGAGAUAAGAGUUAUUUGUGAAUAUGUGGAUUCAUGCCAUUCCCAAUAGAUGAGCCAGAGUCCCAAGAGAGAAUAGCCAAAAUAAUCAGAGGAUCAAUUAUUACAAAAUUAGCAGGACAUAACAAGUUCACAGGAAAGAGGACCAAAGUUAGUUACACUUGGAAGACACCAAUGAAAACCCAAAAUACAGACAUUUUGAAGCACAACUAGAAAACCAGAAACUCUAAUGCUACUUCUUAGAAAGAGGAGAGAAGACAGUGCCUACCUUGAAGCCACCAGCAGUGCCUGCAUUUAUGAUCAAGUCUGGUUUCAAUGCUUGAAUAGCAGCAUAUGUUACAAGAGCAGAGGAUAUUGUGCCCACACUAUCAACCCCUGAAAGAAAUGGAACAGGACUCAUUAUAUGAAAAAUUGUAAUCAAAACAAAAUUGCCACUUGCCUAGGCUUGAUAAAAAUCAGCAUAAAUCAUGUUUGUUAUAUUGUGAAGAAUCAAUCAAAUAUGAAUUUACCGACUAAAAAUGAGAAAGCCAUCUAUAACUUUUGAGUUGUUAGAAGUGGUGC
Molecule: messenger RNA, 3416 nt
Organism: Abrus precatorius (Indian licorice)
Lineage: Eukaryota; Viridiplantae; Streptophyta; Magnoliopsida; Fabales; Fabaceae
Product: putative ER lumen protein-retaining receptor C28H8.4
Exons: 7
Coding region: 189-1010 (273 amino acids)
Biological process (GO): protein retention in ER lumen
Cellular component (GO): membrane
Molecular function (GO): ER lumen protein retrieval receptor activity
Source: RefSeq, a predicted model, not a curated record